AUGGCUGCUGCAGGUGAUACAAACAACGCAGAACUGCAAAAGGAACUGGUCUGUGCAGUAUGCCUGGAUUAUUUCGACGACCCCGUGAUCUUGAAAUGUGGCCACAAUUUUUGUCGUAUUUGCAUUAUGACACACUGGGAGGAAAAUGGGAGCGAUGACCAUGGUUACCAGUGUCCGGAAUGCCGAAUGGUGUUCGGAAAGAUGAGUUACACAAAGAACUACCUGGUAAAGAACCUUGUGGAUAAACUGAGUGAGAUGGAUUAUUUGAAGAACUGUAAACCAUCCUUGCCACCCAGAACGACCAAAAUGGAUGGAAAAUGUGAGCGACAUCACGAAGAUUUGAAACUGUACUGUCAUAGUGAUAGAAGACCCAUCUGUGUUGUGUGCAGAGAGUCCAGGGCUCAUAGGCACCAUGAUGUUGCUCCUAUACCUGAGGUGAUUGAGGACAUGAAGGGAGAGCUGCGAAUGAGGACCAUCAAGUUAAACUGGCAGAAAUCCAUGUGUGCCAGGGUGAAGGUCAUAGACGAGCAGGCUAAGACGGAUACUAAGCUGCAGAAGCAGGCCUUGAAGGAGAAGAUCGAGGAUGACGUGGGCGCCCUGGUUCAGUUCCUGCUGGACGAGAAGGACGAGCUACUGGAGAGACUGGAGGCCGAGGAGGUUGCCACUUUGUCUAUGAUUGACGACAACCUUCAGUUGGUUGAGAGCAAAGCAGCCGCAGUGGACAAGGCUAUUGCUGAGCUUCAGAGCCACCUUAACGGCGAAACCAGCUUCGAGAGUUUGAGCAAAGCCUAUUCGAGUCCAUUCGAUGGCAACACCUCUGUGCAGGCGACGAACUGCCCUCCAGACUGGACUGAGUUCACCGGUCCCUUUCAGCUCAUCAUGUGGAAGAAGAUGAUGCAUGUGUUGCAUACAAUUCCCCUGAAUCUGACUUUGGAUCUGGACACAGCCCAUCCCUCCCUGGCCAUCAGUGACUUUGACACCAAGGUUGAGGAAGGUCGCACGCGGUCCCAGGAGCCCGACAUGCCUCAGCGCUUCACGCGGUUCUUUGGCGUCUUAGCCACGGCCCAGUACUCCAGCGGCCAGCAUUACUGGGAGGUGGACGUGCGGGACAAGGGCGUCUGGUACCUCGGGGUCACCACGGAGGGUAGCAACCGCAAGGGCUUUGUCAACCUGUCCCCCUCCGCGGGCUACUGGAGCCUGUGUCUGCACGACCGCUUGUACGCUAACGAGGAGCAUUCGCGGGUGCCCGUGGCCGACUACUGGACCUCCCCGCGCGUCGGGGUCUUCCUGGACUACGACAGGGGCCGGGUGUCGUUCUACGACGCCGUCACCAUGAAGCGCGUGUACAGUUUCAUCACAUACUUCGACGAGCCCGUGUCCCCCUUCUUCAGCCCUGGGAAGAAUGACCCGGGCAGCCGGCUUCAGGUCUGUCACUACUACUGAGA
Messenger RNA from Chanos chanos (milkfish), 1445 nucleotides. RefSeq names its product tripartite motif containing 47 (gene trim47). Gene Ontology annotation, molecular function: protein binding; zinc ion binding. Lineage: Eukaryota; Metazoa; Chordata; Actinopteri; Gonorynchiformes; Chanidae. The transcript is spliced from 8 exons. The record is from RefSeq and is a predicted model, not a curated record. Bases 1 to 1443 code for a protein of 480 amino acids.